Molecule: messenger RNA, 464 nt
Organism: Cylicostephanus goldi
Lineage: Eukaryota; Metazoa; Nematoda; Chromadorea; Rhabditida; Strongylidae
Source: the annotation of a GenBank genome assembly
AUGGAAGAUGACGAUUUGGAUGCGCUAAUAAUCAACUACUAUUAUGCGAUCUAUGGAAUAGUUUCCGUUUCUACCAAUAUCCUGCUUAUUUUCCUCGUCAAAUACAGGAGCCCACACAGUCUGCAGAGCUUCAGGAUGCUCUUGAUUAAUACAGCUGUGAAUCAAAUGAUUGUGGCGUUAGUUGAGACUUUCCUCCAAGCAAGAUUGCUCCCAUCAGAUGAUGUACUAGCUUUGCUUCCUGUUGGACCAUGCCGCCAUUUUGGACCAAUGACUUGCUAUGUUGCCUACAAUGUUGUAAAUGCUGCGAACAUGAACGUUGCAAUAUCCGUGCUCCACUCGAUGUACUUUCGUUAUCGCUUGAUCAAGACCUCCCAUCUCUCCACAAGGCAGGUGCAGAUAAAUCUGCUAAUCUCCUCCAUCUUACCACUGCUAAUUUUGGUGAGUUCUGAAUCCAGUGUUUAGCG